GUACGUAUACGUAUAACGUACAUGUUUUAAUUAAGUAUAAGUUUUCCCAGCUCUAAAUAAUAUAUUUUUUCCUUAACGACUGUACUCGCGGCCGGUCCAGCGACUACGUCAUGGAAAGUUCGAGAUGCAGCGGGGCGAGCGCCUUGUCCUUCCGUUGACCGCCAGGGCAGCCAGUCCGCGCCACACCCGAUAAGAUACGCACGUACGGCCGCGCACACGGAGCAGUGUCGUCUCGCGCGCCGUACGAUUUUUAAAUUCUUAAUUUUAAUGUUUGUGAGCGCGGACAAUUAUAAUUAUUAUUCAUAAAAUUAAUCCGCGACGCUUUCGCGCAUUAUAGUUAAUCCCACACCCACGUACUGGGUGCGUCGUUAUUUUUAAAAAUAAUCUCCGGUCGAAGAGACCCUCGAGCCUUCACCACCUCGACGGCAGGGCUGGAGCCCUAGUCGUUCGCCCGCCGUCGCCUCGGCUCCUCUUCUGCGCUGUCGUGACACCCACCAGCUGCGGACCUUUCGACCAGCCAGGGCAGUACCACUCCGGGUGCAAAUUUAAGACCGGCCAUAGAGUUCCACGACCCUUUAUUAAAUUCUAGUUUUUUUUAUAUAUAAUAAAGUAUUUUUGUUAACGUAGCUGGUAGUUCUUUUUCUUAUCUCUGCCAACUUUCCUAGAGGACAUAAUCCCUAGGGAGUAACGUUACAUUGGCGCCUUAAACGUGGUCUAAAUGGUCUAAAUUUGCCCCGCAGCAUUUAUGUGUGUUUGUUGUUUUUUAUUUUUGUGAAACGUUGUUUUUUUUUGGUUGCAUGUAACUUAGGUGUACCCCAAUAAUAAUAAUAAUUUUAAUUAUUUAUUUAUAAUCAAAUUUUAAUUUUAAUAUUCAUUAAUAAUAUAAUUCAUUUUGUGUGUCAUAAUUUAUUCAGAAUUUUUUACAUCAUGCUGUGCUAGUACAUUGUAGACUAGUACAGUCAGUCAAAUUUUUUAUGAAUAUUUUUAUCGUGUGAUAUUUUAUUUUGUAGUUUUGUGGUACACACAAGUUGCAAUUAUUUAAUGCUUGUUAUUUUUUAUUUUUGUGAUUGUUUAUUUUAUUUUUUAAUUUGCGCUUGAUUUUUUUUGCCAACCAAAACGUUACGUAGUUUAUUAUUGUAACAGACGGAGUAGUGUUAGUUAAAAACAAGCGUUCAACACUUUCCACGGUUGCCAUUUUGCACGUUAUUAUUAUUAUUAAUUAAAUUAUCAUUAUUUUAUUUAAAAAAAAAAGAUGGAAUUUCCUGUGAAAUUUUUGUCGCUUCAAAAGCCGGAAUUGGAAUAUGAGGUUAGCAUUCGUGGUGAGUCACCGGGUUCAACUGUCCAGGACUUGCGGAAACAAAUUUCAAAAUUAGGCCCUUUGUUUCCUUCCGAGGAUAUUUUAGAAAGUAAUUUCUCUGUCUCUGCCGAUUUGAAGGGGGUUUGUGAUGCUCUCGCAAAGGUUCAGUCGAAUUUAGAUUCACGACCGGAUAGGAACGUUUUGCUUCGCACACAAAAUCUUUUAAAUCACUUGUAUCACCGUCUCAAUCGUAUAGUAUGUGAUGAAACGACCAAACCCAUGUAUGACGCUUGCGAGCAGGAAUUUCGAGCUCUUACAGCUAGAUUUAAUUCCGUCAAGGACACGGCUACCGCGACCGUUUUGCCUGUUCCUAACACAGAACCCGUUGUUAGCACGGCGCCGAUAAACGUAAAUGUCACUUGCGACCGUGGUAGUCACAAUGAGCUUUGCAAGAUCAAGUUUGAUGGCAAGUCUUGCGUCCGUGCCUUCGUGGAACGCAUAACGGAAUUUUGUCAGGCUAGGUCUAUUUCGGACACGAAACUUUUGUCUUAUGCCACAGAGUUCUUUACUGGUGAUGCGCUACACUGGUACCGUAAUGUUAAGGGUCAAGUGUCCAGCUGGGUUGAACUCGCCACGUUGCUAAAACAAGAUUUCGGUCAGAGAGACUAUGAUUAUAGGCUCGGUAAUGAGAUUCGUUCACGCACGCAGGGUGAAUCAGAAAACAUUACCGUGUAUCUAUCAAUUAUGGCUGGUUUAUUCUCGCGCCUCUCUAAACCUUUACCUGAGGACGAGAAAUUAGAGAUACUCCUCCAUAACAUUAGGCCUUGCUAUGCCAGUACUUUAGCGUCAGCAGCCGCGAUCACUGACAUAGACACUUUACGUAAUCACUGUCGUAACUACGAAAGCAUUCAGGCACGUCUUGCUGACUUUCGUGAACCACCCAGGCGGACAGCUGACACCUUGGCACCUGAGUUUGCUUAUACUGGUAUUAAUUAUAACAAAAACAAUAACAACAAUUACAACAAGAAUUUCACGUACAAGAAUAACAACAAUAAACAGUAUAAUCAAUUUAAUUCUAAUCACAAUAAUAGUAGACCUUAUACUAAUAACAAUAAUUUCAAUAAAUAUAACAACAACAUGAAGCAAGUACAUGCAGUAACUACACCCUCUGCCAAAACCUUAUUUUGCCCUAGAUGUCGCAACAAUAGCCACAACUUGCGUCAGUGUCCAGCAAAUAAAGAUGAAGUUUAUUGUUUUAAGUGUGGUCAUAAAGGUGUCAAGUCCCCAGAUUGCCCUAGUUGCAAAAAGGAUAAACCCUCCACCUCAAAAAACUAAAUAGUCGAAAUUGUGUCAACCAUCUCGUUAAUCAUUUCGAUCCUGUAGAUUGGGGCAAAUGGCUGAAAACUAUUAACAUUUUUUUCAGUUCGUAUAAGAUCGACGCAAUUCUGAAUGAUGAUCCCAGUAUUGACAAUCGUCCUUAUGCAACGGUACAAGUUAAUGGUAUUAAUAUGACAGGUUUGCUCGAUUCUGGUGCUGCCAUAACUGUGUUAAAAAGUGAGGCUCAUCAAGCACUCCAAGGUUUACCGAUUCAUAGGGAUCAAUGUAUUUCAGCUAUAGGGGCUGGCAAUCGUGUUAUGCAGAGCCGGGGUUACUUUAACUUGCCUGUACAUUUUCAAGAUAAGUUCCAUUUUAUUACUGCACAUAUUGUACCAGAUGUAAACACGGAUUUUAUAUUAGGCGUAGAUUUUUGGCGUAAAUUUAAUAUUCUCCCUAACUUAAGUAGCAUUACUUUUCCUAAUGCCUCAGUAGUUGAAGAGGAACCGAAGCCUUAUAAUCCUACGUUUAUUCAUGGUUAUGAUCAUUUAAGCGUUUCGGAGAAGUCCAUUGCCGACAACAUUAUUUCACAGUUCGAGGAUAUUUCUACCGAACGCAAAGGUUUGGGUAAGACCAGUCUCAUUGAACACCGUCUAGAUACUGGUGAUGCGCAGCCGAUCCGGCAACGGUAUUAUCGUAUGUCACCUGAGAAACAACGUAUCCUCGUCGAACAGGUUGACGAAAUGCUUAGUCUCGACGUCAUCGAGCCCUGCGAAAGCGCCUGGUCUUCACCUGUCCUGCUAGUCACAAAGAAGAAUGGCCAGCCUCGUUUCUGCCUCGAUAGUCGCAAGCUGAAUUCAGUUACUCGAAAGGAUGCGUAUAAUUUACCUUAUGUCACGGAAAUAUUGGACAACCUGCGUGACGCUCGCUACCUUACGAGUAUCGAUUUGUCCAAAGCCUUUUGGCAGAUUCCAAUUGCUGUCGAGGACAGAGACAAAACUGCUUUUUAUGUCCCUGGACGUGGUACAUUCCGUUUUAAAAGAACCGCAUUUGGCCUCACAAAUGCGCCAGCAACGCAGCAACGUUUAGUUGAUCUGCUCUUUAGAGAAUUUGACUUAAAGGUCUUUGCCUACUUGGAUGACAUAAUUAUAGUUUCUGAAGACUUUAAUUCUCAUGUGUCACUUCUUCUGCGGGUAUUGGAUAAACUUCGCCAAGCGAACCUGACAGUAAACUUGGAGAAAUGUCAAUUCUUUAGAAGUCAGCUUAAAUACUUAGGAUAUGUUGUUGACAGCCAUGGUCUUCGCACGGACCCAGGUAAGGUUGACGCCAUCUUAAACUAUCCGACACCUACUAGUGUCAAGGACAUAAAGAAAUUUUUAGGAACUGCCACCUGGUACCGUAGGUUUGUGCCACAGUUCAGUACGAUAGCGGGUCCCCUUAAUCAGUUGACAUCCACCAGGAAGGGUAGACCGCCUUUCAAGUGGACUCCUGAAGCCGAUGCUGCCUUUAGCAAGCUGAAGGAAUGCUUAGUUUCAGCACCAGUGCUGUCUUGCCCCGAUUAUAACAAGCAAUUCGAGGUACAUACUGAUGCGAGUAACUAUGGCGUAGGAGGUUUGCUGACUCAAACAAUUGACGGUAAGGAGCACCCGGUAGCUUACAUGAGCAAAUCAUUGACACCGGCUGAACGUAAUUACAGCAUAACUGAGCGUGAAACACUCGCGGUAAUUAUAGCUCUGGAGCAUUGGAGGUGUUACUUGGAGAAUGGACAGCCGUUCACUGUCUUUACAGACCACAGUGCCUUAAAGUGGUUCCUUUCUCUAAGUAACCCUACCGGUCGUCUGGCUCGCUGGGGCGUGCGUUUGUCGUGUUUUAACUUCGAACUCAAACAUCGUAGAGGCGUGGAUAAUGUGAUUCCCGACGCUCUUUCCAGAGCAGUCCCUAUUAGCGCUAUUGAUUUGUCUAAUUCUUACCUUAAUACAUCUGAUGCAUGGUAUAAAAAUAUUUAUAACUCUUGCCUAACAAAACCUCAAAAUUUUCCUAAUUUUUUAAUUAAAAACGGUUCUUUGUAUAGACUGUGUAAAAACAAACACGAGCAAACCUCCGAGUUCUCUUGGAAGGAAGUCGUCCCAAGCGAAUUUCGUCACGAUGUUUUGGAACAAAAUCAUUCCGAACCCAUGGCUGGACAUCUAGGUAUCUUUAAAACGUAUCGUCGAUUGGCGUUGAGAUAUUUCUGGCCAGGGAUGCAUAACGACGUCGUAAAAUUUGUAGGCUCGUGCAAUAAGUGUUUACAGUAUAAACAUCAAAACCAUCUGGUGCUUGGUGAAAUGGGUCGUCCCAAACAAUGUUGUCGUCCCCUUCAAAUGGUUUUGAUUGACCUCAUGGGCCCUCUGCCUAUCACUCGGAAACAAAACCAAUAUAUCCUGGUCAUAACUUGUUGUUUUUCAAAAUUUUGCUUGAUUUUCCCUAUUCGUAAUGCCACUUCAAUUAUAAUCACCAAAAUAAUAGAGGACCAACUCUUUUUAGUUCAUGGGGUUCCUCAAACAAUUUUUCUCGACAACGGCAGUCAAUUCACAAGCGGCAUGACCGUAGAUUUGUUUAAAAAAUAUAAUGUACCCAAUGUAUUCUAUACGCCUAGAUACACACCGCAGGUUAAUCCCGUCGAGCGUCAGAAUCGCACAAUUGUCACUUGCUUAUCAACAUUUGUCAAUGAAGAUCACAGGACCUGGGACUUGUUUAUACCAAAGGUACAAUUUGCCAUAAAUAAUUCUGCAAAUGAAGUAACGGGUUACACUCCUUCGUUCCUUGUAUAUGCCAGAGACCUUGUGACUUGCGGUACGCAUUAUGUGGAUAGUGACCUCGGUAGGAACUUAAUGUUCUUACCACGUGACAUUUACGCCGAAAACCUAGGUUGUAUGUCUGAAAUAUUUGAUAAUGUACAGGCAAAGUUAUAUCAAGCUCAUGCAAAGAAUACCGCUCAUUAUAAUCUACGUCGUAAGCAUGUCGAAUUUAAUGUGGGAGAUAUAGUCAUGAAACGUGCUUAUGUUUUAAGUGACAAAGAUAAGUUCUUUAGUAAAAAACUAGCCCCGAAGUUUCUACAAUGUCGUAUUGUUGAGAAAAAGUCGCCUUUGGUUUAUGUUUUGGAGGACAUGUCUGGUAGGAAUUUAGGGACUUGGCACAUAAAAGAUUUAAAAUUAUCAAGCUUGAAUAAAUAAUGUUAGUAAAAAAAAAAAAAAUGUUGCAUUAAUUCCCAAAUCGCGCUGUUAACACCUAUCUUAGUGCAUGAAAUGUAUUUGUAUUGGUUUCCAGUUGAAUGACAACUGAUUACCUACAAAAGUCUGGGCGCAUUAGCAUCUGUAGUUGAAAACUAGGUACUAAUGUUUUUUUAUGAUUGCGUGAUGUAUUUAUGAUAGAUAGAUUGAAAGAGUAAAUGCAAAUACGCAAACGUAUAUUGCGCGGAUUUUAUUCUGAGGAACAAAAUCCUUUUCCGGCGCGAGGGGGUAAUGUAACGUUGUACGUAUACGUAUAACGUACAUGUUUUAAUUAAGUAUAAGUUUUCCCAGCUCUAAAUAAUAUAUUUUUUCCUUAACGACUGUACUCGCGGCCGGUCCAGCGACUACGUCAUGGAAAGCUCGAGAUGCAGCGGGGCGAGCGCCUUGUCCUUCCGUUGACCGCCAGGGCAGCCAGUCCGCGCCACACCCGAUAAGAUACGCACGUACGGCCGCGCACACGGAGCAGUGUCGUCUCGCGCGCCGUACGAUUUUUAAAUUCUUAAUUUUAAUGUUUGUGAGCGCGGACAAUUAUAAUUAUUAUUCAUAAAAUUAAUCCGCGACGCUUUCGCGCAUUAUAGUUAAUCCCACACCCACGUACUGGGUGCGUCGUUAUUUUUAAAAAUAAUCUCCGGUCGAAGAGACCCUCGAGCCUUCACCACCUCGACGGCAGGGCUGGAGCCCUAGUCGUUCGCCCGCCGUCGCCUCGGCUCCUCUUCUGCGCUGUCGUGACACCCACCAGCUGCGGACCUUUCGACCAGCCAGGGCAGUACCACUCCGGGUGCAAAUUUAAGACCGGCCAUAGAGUUCCACGACCCUUUAUUAAAUUCUAGUUUUUUUUAUAUAUAAUAAAGUAUUUUUGUUAACGUA
This is a messenger RNA of Cydia pomonella (codling moth), 6747 nucleotides long. RefSeq lists its product as uncharacterized. The record is from RefSeq and is a predicted model, not a curated record. Gene Ontology annotation, molecular function: nucleic acid binding; zinc ion binding. NCBI's taxonomy places the organism in Eukaryota, Metazoa, Arthropoda, Insecta, Lepidoptera, Tortricidae. The transcript is spliced from 3 exons. Bases 1253 to 2632 code for a protein of 459 amino acids.